Molecule: messenger RNA, 3777 nt
Organism: Sorghum bicolor (sorghum)
Lineage: Eukaryota; Viridiplantae; Streptophyta; Magnoliopsida; Poales; Poaceae
Product: glutamate receptor 3.4
Exons: 4
Coding region: 162-3107 (981 amino acids)
Cellular component (GO): plasma membrane
Molecular function (GO): glutamate-gated receptor activity
Source: RefSeq, a predicted model, not a curated record
CGGCCUGAUGCUACAGUAACUAUCUCUAUACAGACUAGAGGCAAUCAAAUUAAGACGAUCAUCCUAUAUAAUAUAAGUACACAAGCAAACAACAAGCACCAGUCCUCUCGAUCUCCCACUUGGUUCGUUCUCCAGCACAGCACAGCACAGCACAGCAGGUGAUGGUGAUGGUGAUGGCGUCCUCCGCCGCCACCACCAGCACCAGCAGCAGCACCCUCCUCCUCCGGCUGCUCUGCCUCUGCACCGUCUUGCCAGUCACCCUGCAAGCGGCGCGCCCGACCAACAUCACCAUCGGCGCCCUCUUCGCCUUUGACUCCGUCAUCGGAAGGUCCGCCAGGACAGCCAUCCAGCUCGCCGUCGACGACGUCAACCGCGAUCCCACCGUGCUGAGCGGCACCAACCUCAGCGUCAUCUUCCAGGACACCAAGUGCAGCGGAUUCGUCGCCACAAUCCAAGCCGGCAUGGAGCUGAUGGAGAAGGAGGUGGUGGCCGUGGUGGGUCCCGAGUCGUCGGUCAUCGCACACGUCGUCUCCAACGUCGCCAACGAGCUACGCGUGCCGCUGGUGUCCUUCGCCGCCACUGACCCGGCGCUCGCCUCGUCGCAGUACCCCUACUUGGUCCGCGCCGUGCACGACGACCGCUUCCAGAUGGCCGCCGUCGCCGACAUCGUGUCGCUCUACGGAUGGAGGGAGGUCACCGCCGUCUACGUCGACGACGACUACGGCCGCGGCGGCGUUGCCGCGCUCACCGACGCGCUGCAGCCCACGCGCGCCAGGGUGACGUACAAGACCGCCUUCCCGCGGGGCGCCGACCGCGCCACGCUCGCCAACCUCCUGCAGCUCGCCAACUCCAUGGAGUCGCGCGUCUUCGUCGUCCACGCCAGCCCGGACUCUGGCCUCGACGUCUUCGCCGCCGCGCAUGACCUCGGCAUGAUGGUCGCAGAGUACGCCUGGAUCGCCACCGACUGGUUCGCCGCCGCCGCCAUCGAUGGUGCGCCUGCCGCCGCCUCCGAGUCCAAUAAUAAUAUCAUACAGGGCGUCCUCACGCUGCGCCAGUACAUCCCGGACUCGGACGCCAAGGCGUCGCUCGUCUCCAGGCUCGCCGGCGCCGCCAUACCACCUAGUAGCAAUAAUGAUGCCACCGUCGCCGCCAAUGCGUACAGCCUCUUCGCCUACGACUCCGUCUGGAUUGCGGCGCACGCCAUUGACCAGUUCCUCGACGAAGCCGCCGGCAACGUCACCUUCUCCGCCGACCCCAACAUCCGCGACGCCAACGGCAGCGCGCUGCGACUCAGCGCGCUCAGGGUGUUCGACCAGGGCGACCAGCUGCUCCGGAAGGUCAUGCUCGCCAACUUCACCGGCGUCACGGGCCAGGUGGCGUUCCAGUUCGACGCCGAUGGGAACAAUGGGACCGGGAGUGGGACCCUCAUCAACCCGGCUUACGAGAUCCUCAACGUCGCCGGCGGUAACACGGGCGUCCGCCGGGUCGCCUACUGGUCCAACUACACGCGCCUGUCGGUGGACGCGCCCACGCUGCUCGACGACGGCGGGCCGCCGCCCAACAGCACCAGCACGAGCACGACACCCCAGCAGCAGCAGCAGAUGUCCAACGUCACGUGGCCCGGUGGCAUGACGACCACGCCGCGCGGGUGGGUGUUCGCCGACAACGGGACGCCGCUGAGGGUCGGCGUGCCGUACCGGACGUCGGACACGGAGUUCGUGUCCAAGGACGACACGAGCAAAGACGGCGUGAGCGGCUACUGCAUCGACGUGUUCGAGGCGGCGUUGCAGCAGCUCCCGUACCCGGUGCCGGUGUCGUUCGUCCUGUUCGGCGACGGCGUGACGAGCCCCAGCUACGACGAGCUGGUGCAGAAGGUGGCGGACGGAUUCUUCGACGCGGCGGUGGGCGACAUCUCGAUCGUGACGAACCGGACGCGGGUGGUGGACUUCACGCAGCCGUACAUCGACUCCGGGCUGGUGAUCGUGUCGACGGUGAAGUCCAGCAGCUCCGACGAGUGGGCUUUCCUCAAGCCCUUCACGCCGGAGCUGUGGGGCACCUUUGUCGCCAUGUGCGUCUUCGUCGGCGCCGUGAUCUGGAUCCUGGAGCACCGGCACAACGAGGAGUUCCGGGGGUCGCUGUGGAACCAGAUGCGCACCCUCUUCUGGUUCAGCUUCUCAGCAAUAUUCUUCACGCAAAGAGAGGAGACAAUUAGCAGUCUUGGUCGCUUCGUCGUCAUCAUGUGGCUCGUGGUGGUUCUCAUCAUCACCCAGAGCUACACAGCCAGCCUGACGUCCAUCCUGACGGUGCAGCAGCUGUCGACGGGCAUCCAGGGCAUCAACGACCUCCUCGCCUCCAACGACCCCAUCGGCUACCAGCAGGGCUCCUUCGCCGGGAGCUACUUGAUCAAUGAGCUCGGCGUCAAGGCGUCGCGCCUCCGGGAGCUGGCCAUCGAGGAGUACGCCGACAGGCUGCAGCGCGGGCCCAGGGACGGCGGCGUGGUGGCCAUCGUCGACGAGCUGCCCUACGUGGAGCUCUUCCUCUCCAGCAACUGUCAGUUCACGAUGGUGGGCCAGGAGUUCACCAAGGGCGGAUGGGGAUUCGCUUUCCCGCACGAAUCCCCGCUUGCGGUGGACCUGUCGACGGCCAUCCUGAAGCUGUCGGAGACCGGCGACCUGCAGCGGAUCCACGACAACUGGCUCAACCAGGGGACGUGCGACACGCAGUCGCAGGGCACCGGCGGCGGCGCCUUAAGGCUCAGCGUCGCCAACUUCGGGGGCCUCUUCCUUAUCUGCGGCGUCGCCUGCGGCGUUGCCCUGCUCAUCUACUUCGCCAGGAUACUUUUCCAGUUCUACCAGUACCACCGCCACGGGACAACCGACGGCGGCGCCAAAGAGGAGGAGGAGGACGGCGGCGGCGGGCCGUUCCCUGACAAGGAGAGGAGCAUGCGGUGGCGCCUCGCCACCAGGCAGAGCAGCUUCCGGGACCUCAUGUACUUCGUGGACAUGAAGGAGUCGGAGGUGAAGGCGGCCAUGGCCGUGCGGAGCAGCUCCACCAAAUCCACGGCCCGGUCACGCAGCGACACCUCUGAUGGGCCGUCCUCCCCGUAGAUACAUACAUACAUACGGUUUUCCAACACCUGGUGCUCCCGAGGCAGAUCUGGCUAUAGGCGGCGGUUGCACACCUACAUGCAAGAGGAGGGAAGCAGGGGCAGCUGCCACGGGAGGUGGCGUCGGCUACCUGCGUGUUUGGCUGCCACGAGAGGUGGCGGUGGUCCGCUAACCCCCGAGGCAGAUUUGACCAUAUAUAGACGGUGGCCACACACCCCAUGCAUGAGGGAAUGAGGAGGGUGGCAGUACGGGCAUCUUCAUCUUGGGAGCGAGAGUGAGAGAGAGAUGAGGAAGGUGGCAUAGACAUCUCCAUCUUGCUGUCUCGUGCCAGUCCGAUGCAUGGCCCUGUGCUUUGGGUCAUGUGCCAGCCUAAGCCCGCACAACACCAGGCCGUAUCGUGCUUGGUCGUUUGGGCCAAAAAGUUAUGCUUUUGGGGCGGGCUGCCGUGUUUGGUUGAUUGUCCAGAUCAGACAAACCAUCAGUUUUAACUAUACGAUGGCCAUAAUCUAGUAUUGCCUGGCAGACUUUUACGUUACAGAAGUGUAUAUGUGCUCGAUUCUCGUGUAAUAUUGUAGGAGUAUGUUGGGCAAGAAUCAAACAAGAGAUAUCAAUAUAUAAUAACCAAAUCAAUCAAUCAGUGAAUAAAUUGCUGCUCAUCAUUAUCCAAAGU